AUGGUUUUAAUGAAUUUUAUGCCUAUUUUUACAGCUGUUCCUACUCUUGAAUUAAAACCACAACUUGGUGUUUAUUUAUUUGGGGAUAAGGUAGAUCUCAAUUGCUGCAACACUGAUCUUACUAUAAAUCAAGAAUUCAGGUUUUACAAGAAUGGUUCAGAGAUUAAUUCAUCUCCAGUCUCUGAAGACAGAUGUGCAACAUAUAAACUGGAUUCCAUAACAAUCGAAGAUGUUGCAUCAUAUCAGUGUAGAUACUGGACAGAAUCUAAUGGGACAAAUAUAGAAUCUGAUAUAAGUGAGGCUGUCAACUUGUCCAUCACAGAGCAUCCGGCUUCUCCUAUCAUCACCCUUCACCCUUCAUAUCCCAUUUACAUUACUGGGGAAUCUGUCACACUGAUGUGUACCCCAGCUGAUGUUUCUAAAUUUAGAAGGAUUCAGUAUUAUAGGGAAGGAAAACCCUUUCUCACAGAAGAUCUACUAAACACAGUUUCUGCAAAUGUAACAUUUAUAUCUGCCCACGAUGCUGCUGGAAAUUAUUCCUGUGUAUACUGGGAAGAAACACAUGGAAGACUUAUCAGUUCAUCAAUAAGCAAUGUAGUUGCCAUUCAUGUAACAGAUUGUCCAUCACCUCCUUUCAUCUCUCUGAGCCCCCCUGAUUCUGUUUAUGUUGGAGGGGAGGUGAUAACGUUUUCAUGUUCAAUUCCUGGUGAGUUUGCAGUGAAAAGAACCCAGUUUUACAUGGAGGGGGAAGAAAUACAUAGAGAGGACACAAGUGAUACAAAUGUGUCAUUUGAUGUGACUACAACAUCCAGGGAAAAAUCUGUGAAUUAUUCCUGUAGCUACUGGAUAAAUUAUGCUGGGAGAGAUAUACAAUCCCACCAAAGCUCCAACAUUACUGUCACUGUCAUUGAUUGUCCAUCACCUCCUUUCAUCUCUCUGAGCCCCCCUGAUUCUGUUUAUGUUGGAGGGGAGGUGAUAACGUUUUCAUGUUCAAUUCCUGGUGAGUUUGCAGUGAAAAGAACCCAGUUUUACAUGGAGGGGGAAGAAAUAUAUAGAAAGGACACAAGUGAUACAAAUGUGUCAUUUGAUGUGACUACAACAUCCAGGGAAAAAUCUGUGAAUUAUUCCUGUAGCUACUGGAUAAAUUAUGUUGGGAGAGAUAUACAAUCCCACCAAAGCUCCAACAUUACUGUCACUGUCAUUGAUUGUCCAUCACCUCCUUUCAUCUCUCUGAGCCCCCCUGAUUCUGUUUAUGUUGGAGGGGAGGUGAUAACGUUUUCAUGUUCAAUUCCUGGUGAGUUUGCAGUGAAAAGAAUCCAGUUUUACAUGGAGGGGGAAGAAAUAUAUAGAAAGGACACAAGUGAUACAAAUGUCUCAUUUGAUGUGACUACAACAUCCAGGGAAACAUCUGUGAAUUAUUCCUGUAUCUACUGGAUAAAUAAUGCUGGGAGAGAUAUACAAUCCCACCAAAGCUCCAACAUUACUGUCACUGUCAUUGUUCCUCCAGCUCCUCCUUCCAUCUCACUGAGUCCCUCACACCCUGUUUACAUCAGAAGGGAGACUAUCAAUUUGAUGUGUUCUAUUCCUGGUAUCAUUGCAUUGAAAAGCAUUCAGUAUUACAGGAAUGGAAAGGAAAUAUACAAAGUGGACACACACAAGACAAAGAUGUUCACAAUAUCUACUUCAGACCAAAAAUCAUUUGCAAAUUAUUCCUGUGGAUACUCAAUAAACAUGUAUGGUAGAAAUAUACAAUCCCAUCAUAGCUCAUAUGUUACAGUUACUGUCAUUGACAUUCCACCUGCUCCUUCCAUUUCCAUAAAUCCCUCUUACCUUGUUUACAUCAGAGGAGAAAAUAUUAGCGUGACAUGUUUUGUGCCAGAGGAAUCUACAGUAAUUAUCAAUAUUUUUCUUUCAGACCCACUUCCUGGACCUUACCUUGAGGAACAAAGUGGUUUUCCCAUCUAUCUUGUGGGCGACAACCUUAAGCUUGUAUGCUCCGCAUUGCCUCAUUAUUCUGUCACUCAUUUCCAAAUCUAUUUUGAAGAGGAAGAAAUAGUGUCUAUAAAUGUUGAUGCGCAGACCUCUCUGUCUCAUGGUGUCUACAGCAUUAGCAAAAAAUCUGUUGGCAAUUAUAGCUGCCAAUACCAAGCCGAUGUUUUGGGCAGAAAUAUUCUUUCAGUAAAAAGCAAAAAUUUGGUGAUCACCUUGACUGGUAAGGCUUUGAGAAUUAACAACUACACAAUUCUGUCUAAUGUAUCAUUACAAUUGGCAGAUUUUACUCUCAUUGCAGCUGAAUAA
Molecule: messenger RNA, 2298 nt
Organism: Bombina bombina (fire-bellied toad)
Lineage: Eukaryota; Metazoa; Chordata; Amphibia; Anura; Bombinatoridae
Product: Fc receptor-like protein 5
Exons: 8
Coding region: 1-2298 (765 amino acids)
Biological process (GO): cell surface receptor signaling pathway
Molecular function (GO): transmembrane signaling receptor activity
Source: RefSeq, a predicted model, not a curated record